AUGACGACCGCAACGCCCGCACCGAGCAUGCCCUCCCCCCCUCCCACGACCACCAGCACCACCGCCGGCCACAAGCCCAUCCCCGCCUCCUCAACACUGCCGACGCCGCCGGCGGCCUGGGACGUCCGGAGCUGGCAGGACCCCGCCACCGCCAUGCUCCUCCCGCAGGUCUCCACGCAGCGGAUGCUGAUCCCAGUCGAGGUCUACGUCGACUUCAUCUGCCCGUGGUGCUACAUCUCCAUGCGCAGCCUCGAGGCCGCCAUGGACGCCUUCGUCGCGCGCCACCCCGAGGUCGAGUUCGAGGUGCACUGGCGGCCCUUUUACGUCGCGCCCAUGCUGCGCCGCAGCCGCCCGACCCUCGACUUCUACGCCGGCGCCGUCCCCGAGGAGGACAAGCUGCGCGCGCUGCUCGAGCGCAUCCGCGUCGCCGGCGUCGCCCACGGCCUGGCCUUUGACUACGCGGGGCGCGUCGGGCCGACGCGUGAUGCGCACAAGCUGGCCGCGCUGGCGGCGAGGAGGGGAGGGCGCAGGGCGCAGGCACUGAUGGUGGAGAGGCUGAUGCGCGCGGGCCUGGUGGAGGCCCGCGAUAUAUCGGACGCGGAGGUGCUGGCGCAGGUGGCGGCGAGCGAGGGGCUGGGGCUGGACCGGGCGGAUGUAUUUCUGGAGUUGGCGGACGAGGACGCUUCGAGGCGCGUGGACCGCGAGGUCGAGAACGCGCGAGAGGUCCGCGGCAUAGAGGCCGUACCGUGCGUCACGGUGCUCAGCCGGUUCAAGGUCGGCGGCUUCCAGGACUCGCAGGUGUUCACGGACCUGUUUACCAAGAUUUACGACGAGAAGAUUGCGCAGUAG
Cordyceps fumosorosea ARSEF 2679 is the source of this 849-nucleotide messenger RNA. Its product is annotated as DSBA-like thioredoxin domain protein. Gene Ontology annotation, molecular function: oxidoreductase activity. The transcript has a single exon. NCBI's taxonomy places the organism in Eukaryota, Fungi, Ascomycota, Sordariomycetes, Hypocreales, Cordycipitaceae. Bases 1 to 849 code for a protein of 282 amino acids. The record is from RefSeq and is a predicted model, not a curated record.